Molecule: messenger RNA, 6423 nt
Organism: Psylliodes chrysocephalus
Lineage: Eukaryota; Metazoa; Arthropoda; Insecta; Coleoptera; Chrysomelidae
Source: the annotation of a GenBank genome assembly
AUCCACAAUAAAAUGUCAAAUUCGUUAACAAAAAAAAAAACGACUUCCUAUACACCUACCUGGAUCGCAGUCUUAUAUAAUUUAAAUUUUGUUAUGUUUCUUCGAAAUUAAAAGUUUUAUUUUCAAAAACAAUCAUGACGAAAGUGUGUCGGUUGUGCUUGAUGAAGUUGCAGAGAGGUUCGAAAUAUUUUAAUAUCAACGCAGUCGAAUCUUUCACUGGGUUUAUGCCCUAUCGUGACCAAUUAACUACGUGCAUUCCAGAAAUGGCUCUUGAUUUGAUUCCAAACCCAGUAAUUUGUAAUAAUUGUCGUACUGCUCUCAAAUCGUCCUACGACUUUAAGUCGCGAUGUUUAUUCGUCGAAAAAAAGAUCCAAAACUAUAUCGAAAGUCAGAAUUACAAUGAAAAUCAUCAGAUCAAUUAUGAUCUGAGUCAAAUACCUUCAGACGACGUGCCCCCUCUGAAUAAACUCGCUUUACUGAUACCUAAAAACGAUGCAUCUGAACAAGAUGAAGUCUCCAUUCAUCCUGAAAAGUUUCUCAAGAUACAAAGCGACGAUCCUGCCCAAAUGUCCGAUUCAUCUAAAACCGAACCUGACAAUUCAAAUUCGAAUACUCAGGCAAAUGAAAAUGAGGAUGAUGAAGAAGAGUCAACUUCCUCACUCAUGUCUAUAAAUCCAGUUAAAAAAUACCACAAACCAAGCAGAAAUUAUAGAGGGAUAUAUCCAAGAAGUAGGAUGAGCGUCUCGAGGCUAUACACUGAAGACGAGUUUGUUUGUAAUUUUUGCACUGAACCUUUUAGAAGUUUGCAGUUGUUGAGGAAGCAUAAUAAUAUAUGUUCGAAAUCAACACAACAAGAAGCAACGAAAAACAUUCUAACUAAAAGACCGCAUUUACCAACAAAAGCAAAAAACCAUCUCAAAAAAUGGUUAUUCAAGCAUACAGAUCAUCCGUAUCCGACGGAUCAAGAAAAGCAAAUGCUAAUGAAGGAGACGAAUUUGUCUCUACUACAAGUUGAAAAUUGGUUCAUCAAUGCGCGUAGAAGAAUUUUGCAAGACUUGACGAAGUUAAAAAGUCGAGGAUUUCAAACUGAAGACAUAAACGACUCUCCUUUAGGUUUGGAAAUGGACUUCGAAGAACUGGUUCCCCCAAAUUCAGUAAGAAAAGCAUCAAUGCUCCACGCAGAUCCACUAGACAGUCCCGUAGUUACCCGAAAUACUUACGGGAAAGCAAAAAGAAUCAAACCAGACCCGUCGGAAAGCGUCGCUGAACCGACGGAGGAAGUUAUGUUACCGGGUCCUCCGGAAGACAUGUUGAAAGAAGAGGAAGAGGAUAUCGAAGAGGAAUUGGUGGAUUUGGCGAAAGUUAAAUGCGAAACGGUGGAUAAUCGGUAACUUAAAGAAUUAGGAAUGCAUUAAGGAGUACAUGACUGAUUUUUUUUAUUUUGAAAGGUUUAAAAUUAUGCAGUGUAUUGUUGAUUGCUAAUCAAGAAUGUAAUAGAUUCAACCUUUGACUUUACAAAACCAAAAAAUAUUUUAGUGUAGAUUCAACCUUUGACUUUAUAAAACCAAAAUCUUUCUUUAAGUGUAGAUUCAACCUUUGACUUUAUAAAACCAAAAUCUUUUACUGUAGAUUCAACCUUUGACUUUACAAAACCAAAAUCUUUUACUGUACAUUCAACCUUUGACUUUACAAAACCAAAAUCUUUCUUUAAGUGUAGAUUCAACCUUUGACUUUUCAAAACCAAAAUCUUUCUUUAAGUGUAGAUUCAACCUUUGACUUUUCAAAACCAAUAUCUUUUACUGUAGAUUCAACCUUUGACUUUACAAAAUGGAAAGAAUUUAAUUUGAUCAAAAGUUUAUUUCAUCGUUUUCUAUGUAAUACUAUAUUUUUUUUUUAUUUAGUUCUUCAUUUUACUAUCCUACUAAUAUAUAAGUGCGAAAGUUUGGAUGGAUUGAGGGGGGUGGGAGGGAUGGAAGAUUGUUGCUAAAGAGGGAGGGAGAGAUGAUUGUUGCUCAAGAGGGAGGGAAGGAGAAAAGGAGGAAUGGAUGGAUAAUUGUUGCUCAAAAGAAAGGGAAGGUGGGAGGGAUGGUUGGAUGAUUGUUGCUUAAGUGGGAGGGAUGAUUGUUGCUUAAGAGGGAGGGAUGAUUGUUGCUAAAGAGGGAGGGAGGAAUGGAUGGAUGAUUUGUUGCUCAAGAGAGAAGAAUGGAUGGAUGAUUGUUGCUUAAGACAGAGGGAAAGAGGGAUGAUUGUUGCUUAAGAGGAAGGGAUGAUUGUUGCUUAAGAGGGAGGGAUGAUUGUUGCUAAAGAGGGAGAAAUGGAUGGAUGAUUGUUGCUCAAGAGGGUGGUGGGAAAUGGAUGGAUGAUUGUUGCUUAAGAUGGAGGAAUUGAUGGUUGUUGCUCAAGAGGGAGGCAUGUAUGGAUGAUUGUUGCUUAAGAGGAAGGGGCGAAUAAUUGUUGCUCAAGAGGGAGGAAGGAAUGGGUGGAUGGGGGUGGGAGGGAGGAGUGAGUAGAUGGAGGGAGGGAUGGAUGGAUGGAUGGAUGGAUGGAUGGAUGGAUGGAUGGAUGGAUGGAUGGAUGGAUGGAUGGAUGGAUGGAUGGAUGGAUGGAUGGAUGGAUGGAUGGAUGGAUGGAUGGAUGGAUGGAUGGAUGGAUGGAUAGAUGGAUGAUCAUGCCAGAAUGACUUAACAGAUCUGGAUCAAAUUUGGCACGGGUUUUAGGUUUUUUGAAUUUUCAUAUUUUAAUAAAGGAAAGGGCGGAAAGGAAGGAAGGGGGAAAAUUGGAAGGGGGAGAGUGAAAGUUUGUAUAUGAGUAUCGAUUUUUUAAAAUUACUUUUUAAUUAAUUUUUAUUAGUUUUUAUUAAUUUGAAUUAAUUUUUUUUUAGUUUUUAUUAAUUUUUAAUAAUUUUUUUAUUAUUUUUGAAUAAUUUUUAGUAUAUUUUUUUUAUUUAUUUUUAUUAUUAUAUAUUUUACGAUACUUUCUAUUCCCCCCUCUUUCCUAAAAAGAGAUGAGACUUAACUUUACGAAGUGUGAUAUCUCGAUAAUCCUCAAAUAUUUUAGUCACUUGUGAGACAUCAAAAGACUAGAAAUUUUUCGAUCUUUCCAAAAAAUGAAAAAUCCAAUAUGGCUCCCAUAAGAAAAAUGAAAGUUGAGCCGAAUUGCGUGAUAACAAAAGACGAUCGAGACAUGUUAUACACGCUAUCUUAUUCGUCUUAAAAAAGCGUCCGUAUAAUGUCACAUUUUGACAGCUGUCAAAUUAUUCGUUUUGGAUUUACAGGCGAAAAACGAAAUCUGCCGUUAAGAUUAGUAAUAUAAUCCCUCUUUUCUUAAAAAAGAUGAGACCUAACUUUACGAAGUGUGAUAUCUCGAAGACACUCAAAUCUUUUAGGCACUUGUGAGACAUCAAAAGACUAGAAAUUUUUCGAUCUUUCCAAAAAAUGAAAAAUCCAAUAUGGCUCCCAUAAGAAAAAUGAAAGUUGAGCCGAAUUGCGGGAUAACAAAAGACGAUUGAAACACGUCGUACACGCUAUCUUAUUCGUCUUAAAAAAGCGUCCGAAUAAUGUCACAUUUUGACAGCUGUCAAAUUAUUCGUUUCGAAUUUACAGGCAAAAAAUGAAAUCCGCCGUUAAGAUAUGUCGAAGAAUAACCUCUUCACUUUCCUGGAAUCAAAUUUCUUUCAAUUUCGCGCUAGUAGACCUAGAUAUGAUUUUUGCUGCUUCAUUUUCCCAGUUUCUCCCUCGGCGUCUUGUAGUCCAUCAGUUAAUGCUCUUGUAUGCCGAUUUGUUCUUGGAAAUCUUUGGACUCGAAUUCCUGUAGACUCUCAUUAUAUUUCUGACUACGAGCCUUUAAAAUACCAGUUUUAAAUGCUGCUGGCUAUACCUUGUCUCCAAAGCUUCUACGAGAGGCGAAUAACUGUGUUUCUCUUGGGGAAGUAACUAUAAAACGGUUGCUGUCUGUCCUCACAAAGACACCAUCAAUGAAGCCACCAUCUUUUUCUCUGCCCAGCCAUUGGCUUUAGCUGCAGCUUCAAAUUAGAGUCGUUUCGUUUCCCAUGUUGUCUGACCAUUAAACUGGGUAUUGAAGGUUGCUAGGUUCAGUUAUAGUUGAAGGUGAGGUAGUAUUUUCAGCUUCAAUGUUGCUAACCGAAGCUAGGCUACGAAUUCUUCAUUCUAACUCAACUAUUUUGGUUCUUAUUUACUGUUCCAACUCUACUCCAGCCUACACCAUCAAUGAAGCCACCAUAUCUUUCUCUGUCCAGCCAUUGGCUCUAGCUGCAGCUUCAAAUUAGAGUCGUUUCGUUUCCCAUGUUGUCUGACUAUUAAACUGGGUUUUGAAGGUUGCUAGGUUCAAUUAUAGUUGAAGAUGAGGUAGUAUUUUCAGCUUCAAUGUUGCUAAUCGAAGCUAGACUACGAAUUCUUCGUUCUAACUCAUUUAUUUCAGUUCUAAUUUGUCUUUCUAACUCUACUUCAGCUUUUUCCAGUUGUUGCUCUAUAUUAGAUUUUAAAAUAUCUUGUUGCUGUUCUAAAUUAGUUUUUAAAUAUUUCUUGUUGUUGUACUACAAGAUCUAAUUGAAUGUUAAGCUGUCCAAUCUCUUGGUUGAAAGUUUCUUGGAUUUGUAACAAAUCUUUCAUAAUUUCCUUCUCUUAUUCUCGCCAUUUUUUUCAAUCUUCUCCUUCCUUUCUGCACCUUUCUUUUCUCUUCUUCCAUCUUCAAAAAUCAUGCUGUGGAACCUAAAGUAUCCAUGCUUGUUGUGUUUGAUUAUGGAGUGCAAUAAAUGAAAUAUUUAGCGUCAAAUAUACGCUGCAUAAUUUUUUGUGUACUUUAAUUAUUAAACUUGACGAAUACAAAUUUUAUUUAAAAAAAAUUUCGGUGAGGUUGGGUGUAGAUAUAUUUUUUUAAAUCUCUUAAAUGUUUUUUGUUAAGAAAAUUAAAUUAAACUAAUAUUAAGUUGCGACCUUCAACGAGUUCUCUUAUAAAGAAUGUUUAUAAUUAUAAAUAUACAAGAAUCAAAUGACAAAAAUUGAUGUGACACGUUUUUAUAAUGUACAAUAUUUAGGAAAUUAAGAAAUGAAAUUAAAAAUUUUCUUUCGUUGGUCCAAUUUGCCCCAUUGGAAAAAUUUAUUCUUGAUAAAACCUUCUGCAUGGUUCGAAACUUAAAAUGCAACUAACAGAUAUUAAUUUUUUUAAACAGUAUACGAGGUUUGUCAAAAAGUAUGAUUUUUGUUGUAAGUAAAGUAUCUUUAUUUUUGACGAUACCUCGUAUACGACUGGUAAAAUUUGAUAUCCGAUGGUUGUAUUUUAGGUUUUAGACCAUGCUCGAGAUUUUAUGAAGAAUAACUUUUUUCUCUAAUAUUAAUAAUAAAAAAGUUAUUCUUCAUAAAAAGUCGAACAUAUUUAGGAAAUUAAAUUUUCUUACGUUUGUCAGAUUUUCCCCAUUUCAAACUUUUUUAUUAUCGAUUUUGUGAAAAAAUUUAUUCUUGAUAAAACGUUCUACGUGGUUUGAAACUUAAAAUACAACUAAUAGAUAUUAUCUUUUUUAAACAGUAUACGAGGUUUAUCAAAAAGUAUGAUUUUCGUGUUAAAUAAAGUAUCUUUAUUUUUGACGAUACCUCGUAUAUGACUGGUAAAAUUUGAUAUACGAUGGUUGUAUUUUAGGUUUUAGAUCAUGCUCGAGAUUUUAUGAAGAAUAACUAUUUUCUCUAAUAUUAAUAAUAAAAAAGUUAUUCUUCAUAAAAAGUCGAACAUAAUUAGGAAAUUAAAUUUUCUUACGUUGGUCAAAUUUGCCCCAUUUCAAACUUUUUUAUUAUUGAUUUUGUGAAAAAAUUUAUUCUAGAUAAAACGUUCUGCGUGGUUUGAAACUUAAAAUGCAACUAACAGAUGUUAAUUUUUUUAAACAGUAUAUACGAGGUUUGUCAAAAAGUAUGAUUUUUAGGUUUUAGACCAUGCUCGAGAUUUUAUAAUAAAAAUUUAGCGCAGCUUCUUCCAAUAUCAAUAUAGAAAGUUGUUUUUUGAAAAUUUUUAUUUACUACGACGACAUAAAGAACAAACUGUAUCUAUUUUGAAAAAUAUAAUUAAUAGUUUGUUCUUCUAAAGAAAAACUUUUGUUUUUUCAUCUCUGUAUUUAUUCUAGUUACUGUUCCUGCUUACUCAUUUACGGCGACAUUUUUUAUAUUUUUAUUUUGAUAUAGUAUUUUUUUAUUUUUAAAGUUUUAUUACGUUUGUAUAUCAAACUAUCUGUUACGUAUUUAUUAGAAUAAUGACUGUACAUAAAUAAAAUAAAAAUAAUUUUAAGACUGAUAUUUUUUGUUUCCUUAAACCUAUCGAUUUCGGAAAUCCAUCAAAAAUAAUAGAAGAUCUUUGUUGGGUUCACAACUGGUUAUCGAACUUGAUCUUUCUGUCUAAUUUUUAACAAAUUCUCUUUCUGUG